Eruca vesicaria subsp. sativa (arugula) is the source of this 1203-nucleotide messenger RNA. The record is from the annotation of a GenBank genome assembly. NCBI's taxonomy places the organism in Eukaryota, Viridiplantae, Streptophyta, Magnoliopsida, Brassicales, Brassicaceae.
AUGAGAGAAGACGACACAGACUGGUUCACAAGAUGGGAAGAAGAGCUUCCAUCACCCGAAGACCUCAUCCCCUUAUCCCAAUCUCUCAUCUCUCCCGAUCUCGCUCUCGCCUUCAACAUCCACCUCCCUAACAACCAACCUCCUCCUCCUCCUCCUCCGCCGUCAUCACAAGCCAACUCCUCCGCAGAAUUCGCUGCAGACUCAGCAGAUCUAGGCUCCGGCGCCACCACCACCACCGGCGCCGGAGACGAGCCGGCGCGGACCCUGAAACGCCCUCGUCUAGUCUGGACCCCGCAGCUCCACAAACGCUUCGUCGACGCGGUGGCGCAUCUCGGGAUCAAGAACGCUGUCCCCAAGACGAUUAUGCAGCUUAUGAGCGUUGAUGGGUUGACUAGAGAGAACGUGGCGAGUCAUUUGCAGAAGUAUAGGCUUUACUUGAAGAGGAUGCAAGGUUUGUCUUCGGGCGGGUCGGAUCCCGCGGCGGAUCGGUUGUUCGCUAGCUCACCCGUUCCGGCUCAUUUCUUACACCCGAACCGUGUUCCGAGUUCGGACCAUUUUAUGCCGGCGGCUUUUGUCCCGGUCGUGACGCUUCAACAGCAGCAGCAGAUGGCCGCGGUUGCUGCUGCAGCCGCGGCUCAUCUGCAACCGCCGCCUCAGUUUCACCACCGGCAAAUCGCGGCGGCGGCGCAUUUUGGGUCUCAGACCACGAACGGGCAGUUUAGUUCGGUGAUGGCGAGUGGGAAGUUUGAUCAGUCGUUCUUGGCGAGGCAACCGCAGUUGCCUCAGCAGACGGUUCAGAGAAUGGCUACACCAUUGUUGCAUAGUCCGGUUGGUAAUUAUGUUGAGGAUUUGGAGUCUGCAAACGCUAAUGGAGGAAGAACAGUGUUGACUUUGUUCCCAACUCGAGAUGAUUAGAAUCUAAAUCUAAUCUUCCUGUAAAAAAGACAUGAUUAAUGUAAGCCUUGUGACUAUUUCAUUUUGAAUCCUUUGUAUGUUCAAAGUGUAGUCUUACAAGAACAAUGAUACAAGGUGUAUGCAGUCUUUAUCAGUUAACAUUGAUGCAAUGUGAUGCCGUUAUGUGUCUGAAUCUACUUUAUGAUUAUUUGUAAAGAUGAGUUCUUGUACAUUUCUAUGUACACACUCAAGGUUGGGAAAAGGAAAUUUAGAAUUGUACAUCACAAUGUUCUUUGUUUCUAAUUUUAU